Messenger RNA from Diuraphis noxia (Russian wheat aphid), 1623 nucleotides. Its product is annotated as venom protease-like. Gene Ontology annotation, molecular function: serine-type endopeptidase activity. The record is from RefSeq and is a predicted model, not a curated record. Lineage: Eukaryota; Metazoa; Arthropoda; Insecta; Hemiptera; Aphididae. Gene Ontology annotation, biological process: proteolysis.
AUAAUUUGUUAAAUUACCUUAUUUUAUUAGUAUCUCUUUUGACGUAUUACUGUUCACUUGUUCAUGGUUCUUACGUAUCGUACAAGGCACAACUAAUUUAAGCCAGACAAUCUGCACUGUUUAUUGUGGUCUAUGGUAGUUUAUUUCUAUUAUAAACGCUACGUUACAAUAAAAGAAGUCACCAAUAUAUUAACAGGUAACAACUCAGUUAUGUAGGGAUUACKUUGCCGACAACGUCUAGGCCACGUAUACUUGGUAUUUUAAAUAUAGAUUGCUUUUGAUCAGAAUAAAUCAAUGCCCACGAACACAAUCAUCAAGUAAUUAUACUCACAACUGCAACAUAAUCAAGAACUAAACACCGAAGGUAUACGGUUUGGUUUUCAUAAUUGAACAUGGACAGAGGCACAUUUAUUAUUUGUAUGAUAUUCGUGUUCAGUUUUUGGAUUGAUGGAGAUAGAAGUGUGAAGGCUCAAAACUCACAAAAUAAUAAUGGAUGUUUCACGCCUAAUGAUCUUAACGGCAAUUGCAUUAACAUAAAAAGAUGCCCUAAGCUACGUUAUCUAUUAGAAAAUCAGAGACACAAUUCUUCUAUUGCCACAUUUCUCAGAAACUCCAUGUGUGGAUAUGAGGGUAGAGACCCCAAGGUAUGCUGUCCAUUGGAGAAUGAACCUACCACCUACACUGAUACCAGCUACACUGAUACCACUCAAAGGAUAACUACUCCAAAAACUGAUUCGGGAGGUUCAGCAGUUUACGAAACAGUUACGUCAAUCAAAUUGCCAUCACAAAAAACUUGUGGACGAACUAAUUCUAGCCACGUUCGAAUUGUCGGAGGAAAUCCUGCUGAAUUAGGUGCUUGGCCCUGGAUGACAGCACUUGGAUAUCAAGAUCUUAAUAGGCCAAGUUCCGAAUAUCAGUGGCUGUGUGGUGGUGCCUUGAUAUCAGAUAGAUACGUAUUAACAGCUGCCCACUGUACCGUCGGUAUUGGAAAUCGAAAAUUGGCUGUCGCGCAUUUAGGUGAUUUGAACUUAGAUCCUAAAGUGAAUGAUGGAGCUGGACCAAUAGAUGUUGCAAUUUCACGCGUCAUGACACAUGAACGAUAUAAUGCACAAGAAUAUACCACUGAUAUUGCAUUAUUAAAAUUAGAAAACAGUGUUAGAUUCAAUCAAUUUAUUCAACCUAUCUGUUUACCUGUCUUAUCGCAUCAUAGAGCAAACAAGUUAGUUAAAUCUGUACCAUUUGUUGCCGGAUGGGGUUCCACAUCAUUCCGCGGACCGAGUUCUACUACUCUGAUGGAAGUUCAAGUACCCGUGAUAGAUAAUUCAGAAUGUAAGCGAGCAUUUGCCAACAAGAAAUCUGUUAUCGAUGAUAGAGUUUUGUGUGCUGGAUUAUUAACUGGAGGAAAAGACGCUUGUCAGGGAGAUUCUGGAGGUCCCUUAAUGUGGCCAAGUGGUACUCAAUAUUAUUUAGUUGGUGUUGUGUCUUUUGGAUUUAAGUGCGCUGAACCAGGUUACCCAGGUGUAUAUACCAGGGUAGCGUCAUUUGUCGAAUGGAUCGCAGAUAACAUGAAUUAUAGUUAAAUUAUAUUAAUAGAUGUUGUUUUAUAUGACAUUUACUUAAGAG